UAAAGUGAAGCAAGGGCUCCUUCCUAGCUUAGAAGAUCUGCUUUUCUAUACUAUUGCAGAAGGACAAGAAAAAAUACCAGUUCAUAAAUUCAUAACUGCACUCAAAUCUACAGGAUUGCGUACAUCUGAUCCCCGAUUGAAAGAGUGCAUGGAUAUGUUAAGAUUGACCCUUCAAACGACUUCAGAUGGUGUUAUGCUGGACAAAGACCUUUUUAAAAAGUGUGUACAAAGUAAUAUUGUGUUGCUUACUCAAGCUUUCAGGAGGAAGUUUGUCAUUCCAGAUUUUAUGUCGUUUACUUCACAUAUUGAUGAGCUCUAUGAAAGUGCUAAAAAGCAAUCUGGAGGAAAGGUUGCUGACUAUAUUCCACAACUGGCCAAGUUCAGCCCUGAUUUGUGGGGUGUGUCACUUUGCACAGUGGAUGGACAGAGGCAUUCUGUUGGCGAUACCAAAGUUCCAUUCUGUCUCCAGUCCUGUGUAAAGCCUUUGAAAUAUGCUAUUGCUGUUAAUGAUCUUGGCACAGAGUAUGUGCACAGAUAUGUUGGUAAAGAGCCUAGUGGAUUAAGAUUCAACAAAUUGUUCCUGAAUGAAGAUGACAGGCCUCAUAACCCUAUGGUGAAUGCUGGAGCAAUUGUGAUCACAUCUUUAAUCAAGCAAGGAGCAAAUAAUGCAGAAAAAUUUGACUACGUGAUGCAAUUCAUGAAUAAAAUGGCUGGUAAUGAGUAUGUUGGAUUCAGUAAUGCUACGUUCCAGUCUGAAAGAGAGAGUGGAGACAGAAAUUUUGCUAUCGGCUAUUACUUGAAAGAAAAAAAGUGCUUUCCUGAAGGCACGGAUAUGGUUGCUAUAUUAGACUUCUAUUUUCAGCUUUGCUCAAUAGAGGUAACAUGUGAAUCGGCAAGUGUGAUGGCAGCAACUCUGGCUAAUGGUGGCUUUUGCCCAAUCACUGGUGAAAGAGUACUGAGUCCCGAAGCAGUCCGGAAUACCUUGAGUUUAAUGCAUUCCUGUGGCAUGUAUGACUUCUCAGGGCAGUUUGCCUUCCAUGUUGGUCUUCCUGCAAAAUCUGGAGUUGCUGGUGGGAUUCUUCUGGUUGUUCCUAACGUCAUGGGCUUGAUGUGCUGGUCACCUCCUCUGGACAAGAUGGGCAACAGUGUUAAAGGAAUUCACUUUUGCCAUGAUCUGGUUUCUUUGUGCAAUUUCCAUAACUACGAUAACUUGAGACACUUUGCAAAAAAGCUUGAUCCUCGCAGAGAAGGUGGUGAUCAGCGGGUGAAGUCUGUGAUAAACCUGCUGUUUGCUGCCUACACAGGGGAUGUGUCUGCACUCCGGAGAUUUGCUCUGUCAGGAAUGGAUAUGGAACAAAGAGAUUAUGACUCACGAACAGCCCUGCAUGUAGCAGCUGCAGAAGGACACGUGGACGUUGUUAAAUUCCUACUGGAAGCAUGCAAAGUGAAUCCUUUCCCCAAAGACAGGUGGAAUAACACUCCUAUGGAUGAAGCUUUACAUUUCGGACACCACGAUGUGUUUAAAAUUCUUCAAGAAUAUCAGGUCCAAUACACGCCAUCAGAGGAUUCCAACAACGGGAAAGAGAACCGAACGGUUCAUAAAAAUCUAGAUGGCUUACUAUAAUCACCUUCAGCUAGAUCCUAAGAAUCAAAUCACCUAUUUAAUUGUGGUAUACAUAAGUAAUGAAGAGCGUGUGUGUUUCUAUCUGAUAGUGGUAUAUAUUUUACAGAAGUCUCUGUUACUUCAGUGUUACGUUACAGGAGUUUCUAUACGCACAGGACAAAUCCAAUCUCUCUCU
Molecule: messenger RNA, 1799 nt
Organism: Nestor notabilis (Kea)
Lineage: Eukaryota; Metazoa; Chordata; Aves; Psittaciformes; Psittacidae
Product: glutaminase kidney isoform, mitochondrial
Exons: 17
Biological process (GO): L-glutamine catabolic process
Molecular function (GO): glutaminase activity; protein binding
Source: RefSeq, a predicted model, not a curated record